ACGACUAGCGCCGUUCUCCUCUAAAAGUCCGCUGCCCUCUUGUAGUCUGCUGGGAGCACACCGUCCAUUAUUGGCAGUUCUCUAGAAUAACAGCUGGACCGAGAUAUUAGGGAAGAUUGUGCCAAGAGGAUUGAGUGAAUUGACUAGAAAAUUAACGAAAAUGAUCCCCGGUUGUAUCAGGAGCCUUAGCAGGCAGUCAUCUCACCGAAAUUACGGAAGCUGGAGCAAGGUAGCAUCUCUUUUCUCGAGUAGAAAAAAUAAUUAUGCAACGGAGGCUUCGUUUGAGACCAAACCAUUUCGUUUGCAUAAAUUGGAUAGUGGUCCAUCUACUCAUGUAUCGGUAACUAAGGAAGAUGCUCUUAAACUGUACAAACAACUUCAUACGAUUCGACGAAUGGAAACUGCUGCUGGUAAUCUCUACAAAGAAAAAAUUGUCAGAGGUUUCUGUCACUUGUAUUCUGGACAGGAAGCAUGUGCAGUAGGAAUUAAAGCUGCACUCAGAGAUCAGGACUCUGUAAUUACUGCAUAUCGUGCCCAUGGUUGGACUUAUCUUAUGGGAAUUGAUCCUGUAGGUGUUUUGGCUGAACUCACCGGAAGACAGUCUGGUAAUGCUCGGGGUAAAGGAGGUUCCAUGCAUAUGUAUGCCAGGAAUUUUUAUGGAGGAAAUGGCAUUGUUGGUGCACAAGUACCUCUGGGUACUGGAAUAGCUUUUGCUCAUAAAUACCAAAACACUGGUGGCGUUUGCGUUGCUCUGUAUGGCGACGGAGCCGCCAAUCAAGGACAAAUAUUCGAAGUUUAUAAUAUUGCGAAGUUGUGGGAUCUCCCCUGCAUCUUCGUAUGCGAAAAUAAUGGAUACGGUAUGGGCACCAGCGUAGAACGUGCUUCUGCAAGCACGGAAUAUUAUACGAGAGGAGAUUACGUUCCUGGAAUCUGGGUCGAUGGUAUGGAUGUCUUAGCCGUGAGGGAAGCUUCUCGCUUUGCCGUUGACCAUUGUACCUCCGGUAAGGGUCCCAUUGUGAUGGAAACUGCCACCUAUAGGUACAGCGGUCACAGUAUGUCUGACCCUGGCACUAGUUAUCGAACCCGUGAAGAAAUCCAGGAAGUUCGACAGACCCGCGAUCCUAUUACAAGUUUCAAGGAAAGAAUUCUGAACGCUAACUUAGUUUCUGCCGAGGAACUGAAGAAAUUAGAAUCCGAAAUUAGGAAGACUGUCGAUGAUGCUGUAAAGAUAGCCAAGGCUGACAAGGAAAUUCCAUUGAACGAAUUGACCACGGAUAUAUAUGCUGAGUGUCUGGAGACAGAAAUUCGUAAUACAACACCGUUCAAUCCUCUUUCUCACGCCAGGCUGGGACCUGCCGUAAAUAUAUGAAUAAAAUAAUUGUAUGUCAUACCUUUCUGGGUAAAGCUGACUCGUAACCAAUUACGAUCUCUUUCCCCUACGUACAAAAGUGAGAAACAGUAUCCUACGUAUAUGAUUCUCAGUAAUUGUAAAUAAUAUAAUACCAGAAGGUGCGCCUAAUUGAUCGAUCAGUCGUUGAAUCUAAUCUUGUAGUAUAAAUUAAGUUAUAUGUCAAUAUUAUUGACAAACCGUUAAUCCGCUUCCGCGAAUCCUAAUCAUACCCAAUUGUAAAGAAAUAAUAAAAACCGCGACAGGAUAAAUUUACCAUGGAUAUUGUUUGCGCAAAAUUGAACACAGACCCGAAGUUUUUAGCAACCUCUGUAUUGUUAUUUCGGGAAUCUUUGCGCAACUCAACGAAGAUAAGUUAUAAAAAUUAAAAAAUAAUUUGUCAUUAAUAGCAUACCUGAUAGGUUAAUUAGGUACAUAAUUUUUGCCGAAUUAAAAAGAUGAAUGAAUAUUCAUUAUGCACGAGUUAUACAGGUUACGUUAAGUCACUAGUUAAUAAUAUUCUCACAUAACUGCCGAGAUUCUUCAAAGUAUGCAUUGUAUAGCUCAUUAGUGAAUUUUCAUACAAAUAUUAAUGGUACGCGAUAUUCACGUUUUAAAUUGAUAAAGUAUUAUCAGUCGUGUAUUUCUAUACAGAACCAAUUUUUCAGCCCCAAACGACAUGAGCCUCGUCACUCAAGGCUUGUUAACAAGGUUUAAGAGCUUAAUUGAUUCUUUGUUACUUACGAUCUUGAAUGAUUGAGGCUUUAGAAAAUUUCAUACUUUGCAGCAGCGAGGCCCAACACUGUACAUUAUAAUAAAUUACAAACUAUCUGUUACACAAA
This is a messenger RNA of Cephus cinctus (wheat stem sawfly), 2229 nucleotides long. RefSeq names its product probable pyruvate dehydrogenase E1 component subunit alpha, mitochondrial. Gene Ontology annotation, molecular function: pyruvate dehydrogenase (acetyl-transferring) activity. Gene Ontology annotation, biological process: pyruvate decarboxylation to acetyl-CoA. Bases 161 to 1369 code for a protein of 402 amino acids. Gene Ontology annotation, cellular component: intracellular membrane-bounded organelle. Lineage: Eukaryota; Metazoa; Arthropoda; Insecta; Hymenoptera; Cephidae. The record is from RefSeq and is a predicted model, not a curated record. The transcript is spliced from 7 exons.